This is a messenger RNA of Octopus bimaculoides (California two-spot octopus), 983 nucleotides long. Its product is annotated as RWD domain-containing protein 1. The record is from RefSeq and is a predicted model, not a curated record. Gene Ontology annotation, molecular function: protein binding. NCBI's taxonomy places the organism in Eukaryota, Metazoa, Mollusca, Cephalopoda, Octopoda, Octopodidae.
UAUUUUUCUGUCUCUAUUUACAAAGAGUUCACUAGUGACACAUGGCUUAGAAGUGAGAGCGACUUUAAAUUAAUUAAACUUUUUUAAUUAAUUAAGGCCUUUUUUUUUUCUCACUCACUUUCUUCUUUAUUUCUCGCUCACCCUGACACAUUGGCCCUCGUCGUCACUGGUCGAUUGUCAACAUGACGAACCACAGAGAAGAACAGAGAGACGAAAUAGAAGCACUUGAAGCUAUCUAUCCAAAUGAAAUCAAAGUUUUGGAAACGGAACCAAAUUAUAUAUUCGCCAUAGAACUUUCUUCACAACUAACUGAAGAGGAAGGAGAAGAUUUAAUUACAAUGACCCUUCAGUUUACUCUUGACGAUGACUACCCGGACUCGAUUCCUAUCAUGGAAAUCAUGGAGUUCCAGAACUUGGAUGACGUGAAAGUGAAUGUCAUCUUAGAAGACAUGAAUGAAUUGGCCCAAGAGACCCUUGGAAUGGUAAUGGUGUUCACAAUUGUCUCAGCUGUACAAGAAAAGAUUAACGAUAUCAUUGAGCAAAACAAACAGGAACGAGAGAAGGAAGAAUUGCGAAAACAGAAAGAAAAAGAAGAAUCAGAACAGAAAACAUUUGAAGGUACGCGGGUUACCGUGGAGACAUUUAUUGCUUGGAAAGCCAGAUUUGACUUAGAAAUGAAAGAAAGUAAUCGAAAUUUAAUGGAUAUUAAUCAAUCAAACACUAAAUUAACAGGCAAAGAACUCUUCCAGCAAGACUCUUCGGGUUACUGUACUGUGUUUGAAAUAUUACAUUCUUGUCUGUAUAAUUGUAUUUUUGUUUUCUUUUCAGAAAACGAAGCUGUUGAGGUUGACGAGUCCCUGUUCCAAGACAUUGACGAACUUGGUCUUGAAGAUGAAGACUUGGAAGAUUGAGCUGUGUGUGUGUGUGUGCGUGUGUGUGUGUGUGCGUGUGUGUGCGUGUGUGUGUCGUCGUUAUUGUUCUUC